Heterocephalus glaber (naked mole-rat) is the source of this 2370-nucleotide messenger RNA. The record is from RefSeq and is a predicted model, not a curated record. Lineage: Eukaryota; Metazoa; Chordata; Mammalia; Rodentia; Bathyergidae.
UUCCGGUUGGGCCCGUCUCCUUCCGCGCCGGCCAAUCCGGGCGGGCCUGCAAGUGGCAUGGCUUCCCCCGGCGCUGAAAGCUCAGAACACAACUGAUGCUGAGCGGUAACCGCUAGGCUUCCGUUCCUCAGGCCGGCCACCAGCCUUCGUAGGUUCGAGGCCCGGGUUUCCCUCCGGCCUGCGGGACCCGGCCUUUGAGGAGAAUGGGGAUUUGCAGCAAUUCUUGCCAAAGCAGUUACCUCCCUCGAUCUGCCGGUGGAAGUUAUUAAUCUGAAAGAGUAUGAUCCAGAUGAUCGUCUGACAGAAGAGGUCACCAGUCAGAAUGUCUGUGCCUUCCUGGUGGCCACGUACACCGACGGGUGCCCGACCGAGAGUGCGGAGUGGUUCUGCAGGUGGCUGGAGGACGCGGCUAGGGACUUCCGGUUUGGCAAAACCUACCUGAAGGGUAUGAGAUACGCGGUGUUUGGCCUGGGAAACUCUGCCUAUCCAAGCCACUUCAACAAGGUUGGCAAAAGUGUGGAUAAGUGGCUCUGGAUGCUCGGAGCGAAUCGUGUGCUGGCUCGAGGGGAGGGUGACUGCGAUGUGGUCAGAAGCAAGCACGGCAGCAUUGAAGCCGACUUCAUGGCCUGGAAGGCCAGGUUCAUCUCUCGGCUGCAGAUGCUGCGGAAAGGAGAGAACAAAUCCUGUGGCGGCCGCUGCAAGAAAGGCAAGUGCGAACCCAAGCCUCGAGGCUCGGAGGAGGCGGAGCCAGGGUCGCACCCUCCACCUGGAUCGCAUCCCAGAGACGCCAAGAGAGAAAAGGAUCGUCAGGAAGAAAACACUAGUUUGUUUGGGAACACAGGGAAAAGUGAUGGCAGCGAGGGAAGAGCGAUGAUAACCCCAGCUCUCCGAGAAGCCCUUACGAAACAAGGUUAUCAGCUGAUCGGGAGCCACUCUGGGGUGAAGCUUUGCAGGUGGACAAAGUCCAUGCUUCGAGGGAGAGGAGGUUGCUAUAAACACACGUUCUACGGCAUCGAAAGCCAUCGCUGCAUGGAAACUACCCCAAGUUUGGCAUGUGCAAAUAAAUGCGUUUUCUGUUGGCGGCACCACACCAAUCCUGUGGGCACAGAGUGGCGUUGGAAGAUGGACCAGCCUGAGAUGAUCUUAAAGGAAGCCAUGGAGAACCAUCAGAACAUGAUUAAACAGUUUAAAGGAGUGCCAGGUGUCAAACUAGAGCGCUUUGAGGAAGGAAUGAAGGUGAAGCACUGCGCCUUGUCCCUUGUGGGAGAGCCAAUAAUGUACCCAGAGAUCAACAGGUUCCUGAAGCUGCUCCACCACUGUAAAAUCUCCAGUUUCCUUGUUACCAACGCACAGUUCCCUGUGGAAAUCAUAAAUCUGAAGCCAGUUACUCAGCUGUAUGUCAGUGUGGAUGCCAGCACCAAAGACAGUCUGAAGAAAAUUGACCGCCCACUCUUCAAGAAUUUCUGGCAGAGAUUCCUUGACAGUUUAACGGCCUUAGCAGCAAAGCCACAGCGCACUGUGUACAGAUUGACGCUGGUGAAGUCCUGGAAUGUGGAUGAACUCCAGGCCUAUGCUGAGCUCGUGUCCCUGGGAUGUCCCGACUUCAUCGAAGUGAAGGGUGUCACCUACUGCGGAGAAAGUUCAGCAAGCAGCCUGACCAUGGCCAACGUGCCCUGGCACGAGGAAGUGGUCCGCUUUGUCUGGGAAUUGGUGGAUCUGAUUCCUGACUAUGAAGUUGCGUGUGAACACGAACAUUCCAACUGCCUCCUGAUAGCGCAUAGAAAGUUCAAGAUUGGUGGAGAAUGGUGGACGUGGAUUGAUUAUAACCGGUUCCAGGAGCUCAUCCAGGAAUAUGAAGAUAGCGGAGGAGCCAGAACUUUCUGUGCUGAGGAUUACAUGGCCCGAACUCCUCAUUGGGCAUUGUUUGGUGCCAGCGAAAGAGGCUUUGAUCCCAAGGACACUAGACACCAGAGGAAGAGUGGAUCAAAAAACAUCGCUAGAUGUUGAGCUUGUCAUGCUAAAGGACAAGGAUGGCGGAUCCAGAAGGUCCUUGGACUCCUGUGACUUCUUGGAACAAAUCCUGCCACUGAGGUGUCAUGCAGUCAGGACACAAGUCAUGUGGCUGGGCUGGGGGACAGCACCCACACGUCGAGUCUGGAUUUGGCCCCAAUAUUUCUUACCAGAACUCAGGCCCCUUCCUGAUUUUUUUUUUUGGUACCAGGGAUCCAACUGAUUAUUUCUGAGAGGAACGUCAUUUUGUGGGGUAAGAAGACAGUUGUUAUUGGAACUUAAUGCUUUUGAGUCAUAUUUUAGUAAGACUUACUAUUCAUGAAUAUUGUGUUAGGAAUAAACAGCUAUGCCUCUGCCUCC